This is a messenger RNA of Rhagoletis zephyria (snowberry fruit fly), 1782 nucleotides long. Lineage: Eukaryota; Metazoa; Arthropoda; Insecta; Diptera; Tephritidae. The record is from RefSeq and is a predicted model, not a curated record.
AUGGACAAUCUUCUGCAAAUUCUGAGGGUGGGAUCGCAAGAGCAAGUGGCGAAAGAGCUUGCUUCCUUCUACACCAACUUCAGCACGGUGACCCUGGUGAAGGGCGAGUUCACGGGGAAGCAGGCCAUCAUGGAAGAGCUCUUUCGCCUGGUUCGCGACCCGGACAUGGCCAACCUCUGUCCACUAGCGCUGCAGGUGAUGCGAGUCUUCACCCGUGAGCCGGCCAUCGCCGAGACGCAGUUCAACUCUGACCGCAUCGAGACACUGCUGCACUUGGCCAUGCUCGUCGGCGAGGAGGAGGCCUUCAUGACCGAGAACAGUCAGUCCUUUGACGUGAAGAUUGUCGUCGAGGCUCAGAAGUGCUUGACCAAUCUGCUGAGUUUGUCGGCAAAGGUUCGACGCAUUUGCAGCAACAACUCCUGCGUCGAGGGCAUUAUGCUUCGCCUUCGAAUUCACCCCGAUCCAAAACUGCCACAAGAAGUGAAAUAUUUUGACAUGGUAGCACUGUUUCUUCUUACUGCUCUUUGCUCUGAACUUCGAGGCAAAGUGCAAAACAACUAUCACGGCCUGAUUUAUCUAAUGGAGGCAAUUGACUUGAUACUGAAGAACAAUGCAGAGUAUCUGGCAGAAACGGUACCAAGUAAGAAUAAGCGCCGCUCAAAGGGCUCAAGGAGAGGUCGCAAGUCGGCUCAGUCGACGGAGAAUGGCGACAAUGGUAAGGAGGAAGCCAGUGAUGGCCGCCUCGAUGACACUCUGGUCGCCUACUGUCUCGACGAUUGGGAGGCCAAUCUGGCUAUUCAGAUUCUCAAAGUACUGUACAAUCUGAAUAUCGACCUGGACAACCGUGAAGUGGACGAGGUCGAAGAGGCUCACUUUUUUCGUUUGGUCUCCAUUCUGCAUGACCUUAUGCUGUGCGACACAAAGAAUCCCGCCAAGAAAGAAGACUUACAAAGUCAGGUGGUCAAUCUGUUGACGCUCAUGCCAAUUAAGAGCUACGAAGAGCUGCUCUCUAAUGUCGCCGACUUGGGGAAGCCAGAAAAUCCCGAACACGAGUACAAUGAAAUGAAUAUGGAAGUGAUUGCUGUACUGUGCAAGUUUCUCGAGAAACGCCUACAGGAGGAAACUGCAUCCAGUUCUCCUGAGCGACUGCUGGGCAUACUGGGCGUCAUGUACAAGGCUUCCAAGUCUUGCUCGACGACGCGAAAGUUUUUGCGAUACCGCAUUCUGCCGCCACUGCGAGAGGCCGAUCUGCAGCAGCGACCCGAAGUGGGCAACCUGCCGCGUAAUCGCCUGGUCCGUCUGAUGGCCUCCAGCAAUGACACCAUCAGUCAGCUGGCCAUCAACUUUAUCUGGUCACUGUGCAAGUCAAAUCGAAACCGCUUUGUGAAGUACGUCGGCUACGGCAAUGCUGCCGGCCAUUUGGCUCGAAUUGGGCGCAUGGCGGGAGAGAUGCCUGCUACUUACUCUUCGGACUCGGAUGACAGUGAGACGGAUGAGUACGUCCAGAAUGUUGACAGAAUUAAUCCCGUCACCGGACACAUUCAAGAGCUGGCUCCUAAUCCUAUGGAAGGAAUGUCCGAGGAGCAGAAGGAGUAUGAAGCUAAUCAGCUGGUCAACUUGAUCGACCAAAUGCAGAGAACUGGCAUCAUUCAGCCCUGUCGCAUUGGCGAAGACGGUCGCCCAGUGCCCAUUGAGCACGUUCUGGAGCUGCAGAGCAAUGCAGAAAUUAAUAACGGACCCUCAACUUCAGGUCUUCAACGUCAUAACUCGGAUUCGGACUAA